UUUGCGCGUCUGAACGGUAAAAGGCGAAGUCGGCACACCAAGUUUCUUCUCUGGAGAGAGAAAGGGGCGAGGAUUUGAGCAGAGCAGUUCAUUGCUUCCCGCCUUUCCAUGCCCUCCCACAAUCCUCAUUUAUUCCAUGCGUGCAAGCUAUCGUCUUCUUCAUCAUCCUUUCAAUCCUUAAUCCUCUCCUCUCCACCACAAACCUCUUCUUGGCUGUUAAUGGUCUACUGAUUUCCGCGGAGCUUUUUGGAUCCGAUCCGACAUUGAAGGAUUUGCUCAUGGGGAACACUCACGCCAGGGCUCCGCCGGACCCGGCCCAUGCAUCAGAGCUGAGUUCCUACGAGGCGGCCUGCCUGGCGGAUGCCGACCUCCAGUCCUUUGACUCCAACCUCCAGGCCCAGACAAGCCAUGCGAUCGGGGCGCUCGCCGCCGGCGUCGAGGUUCGAGCCCUUUCCUUCGACUCCCUCAGGGAGGUCACCGGGUGCCUCCUCGAGAUGAACCAGCAGGUGGUCCGGGUCAUCCUGGACUGCAAGCAGGACAUCUGGCGGACUCAUGAGCUGUUCGAGCUUGUCGAGGAAUACUUUGAGAACAGCCUCCAGACCCUCGACUUCCUCUCUGCCCUCGAUAAGUGCCUCAAGCAUGCCCGCGACAGCCAGCUGCUCAUCCUCGUCGCGCUACAGCAGUUUGAGGACGAGGACCGCCAGGCCGGAGGGGCCGACAGGUAUGCCAGGACGCUGGAGGAGCUGAGGAGCUUCAGGGCUGCCGGCGACCCGUUCACAGAGGAGUUCUUCCGCAUCUUCCAGGCCGUCUACCGGAACCAGGUCGCCAUGCUCGAGAAGCUGCAGCUCCGGAAGAGCAAGCUCGACAAGAAGCUCAGGUGCAUCCACGCCUGGAGGAAAGUCUCGAGUAUGAUCUUUGCCGCGACUUUCGCCGCCGUCCUGAUUUGCUCUGUAGUUGCGGCUGCAGUGGCUGCUCCGCCGGUCGCGGCAGCUCUUGCUGCGGCAACAUCCGUUCCCAUCGGCUCCAUGGGGAAGUGGAUCGACUCGCUGCUGAAGAACUACGAGAGCGCGGUGAAGGGGCAGAAGGAGGCCGUGGUCACGAUGCAGGUGGGGACAGGGUUGGCCAUCAGCGACUUGGAGAACAUCCGAGUGCUGGUCCACCGGUUGGAGAUCGAAAUCCAUUCGAUGCUUCAGAAUGCCGGGCUUGCAGUGGAGGAAGGUGCGGUGAAGAUUGGAGUGGGCGAGAUCAAGAAGCAGCUGAACGCUUUCAUGACGAACAUCGACAAAUUGGGGGUUCAGGCCGACAACUGCAGCCGCGACAUACGGCGGGCGAGGACGGUGGUGCUUCAAAGGAUCAUAAAGAAUCCCAACCAGUGAAGGCAAGAAGGGAGCUUCCUGUAAUUUCCUUCGGUCAUGAAUUGGAGAUAGAAGGAUUAAUCAAGAGGACAUGCUCCAAGUGAAUAAAUUUCUUCAAAUAAUCGAUCAAUUUGUUAUUCAUCCUCUUUCAAAUGUUAAGACUGGAGAAAUGCCCACCAUUUGCAAAUACUUCC
Molecule: messenger RNA, 1549 nt
Organism: Rhodamnia argentea
Lineage: Eukaryota; Viridiplantae; Streptophyta; Magnoliopsida; Myrtales; Myrtaceae
Product: UPF0496 protein At4g34320-like
Exons: 2
Coding region: 279-1376 (365 amino acids)
Source: RefSeq, a predicted model, not a curated record